AUCGAACGACAGUCGAACAACUACAGCAUGAAACGCAAUGAACAUUGCUGCAUCUCCUAGGAUGCAUGUUUGGAGACGGUUCUCACAUAAAUCUAUACGAACCACGCUGUAUCGCCAACGAUUGAGCCUGCCAGGACAAUCAUUAACACGAUGUUUUCACCAUCACCAUAGACUGGGUUCAGAAGUGUCUGGAGAGGGAUCAACGAAGAUAAAUGUAGCUGACGCCCCAUUCUGGAAGGAGUUUAGAGGAUGCUAUCAUAACCCUCUGCCGAACUUUAAAUUCUCAAAGCAGUCGCCCAUGCCCCUCUCGUGGAUGGGCAAUAGCGUGGUUGCUGUCGGGUUUCUUCAAAAAAUAGCAAAUCUGGGAGAGGCAUUGGUGUUCGCCCAUUUGCAAGGACCAGGAACAUCAGACACGGUACAAUUGGUGUGCCAAGAUGCAAAAUUGUGCAAGGAGCUGAGCAGCAUUCGAUUAGGCAGUCCCAUAAAUAUCACCGGCAAUUUGGCAUUGAAACGGGCACCAAAGAGAGAAAAGACUGGGCUCGAGAAGACACCAGAUGGAUUUGCUUCUCUUCACCAAAUAGAGAUCAAUCUUACUCGAGUCAUACGUUUAAAUACCUUUCCAGCCGAUCUCCACCAUGGUGCAGACCACGUUUUUUCUCCUCAAGACCGACAUCUCCAGAUUCGGUACGACUCUGAACUCAAGGAGCGGUUGUUGUUUCGUUCCGAGGUAGCAAAAUAUGUAAGACAAGAGCUGCAUCAGUUUCAGGAAAUUGAAACCCCUAUUCUCUUCAAGUCGACGCCUGAAGGCGCGAAGGAGUUCCUAGUUCCAACAAGGAGACAUGGCUAUGCCUAUGCACUUCCUCAGAGCCCGCAACAAUACAAACAAAUUCUAAUGUCGAGUGGUGUAUCUCGAUAUUUUCAAUUUGCAAAAUGCUUCCGAGAUGAGGAUCUUAGGGCAGACAGACAGCCCGAAUUCACCCAGAUAGAUCUCGAGAUGGCCUUUACAGAUGGAAUGGGUGUGAUGAGAAGAGUUGAGCAGCUCAUUAAGAAUAUCUACAAAAAAUUUGCAAGGCCUGGUACACACCUGAGGUCCCCCUUGCCGCAGGCUCCCUUCCACCGUAUCACAUAUGAAAAAGCCAUGUCCAAAUAUGGUUCAGACAAGCCGGAUCUUCGACUCAAAGGAUUGAUACACCGCAUUGAUCAAGCUGUUAACCCUGAGUUACAUGGGAUGAUUACCUCGAUCAAAAAUCCAAAGUUUGAAGCAUUCAAAAUUAGACUAGGUACUUCUCCAUCAGGGGUUCAAAAAUUCAUCAGUGCUUUCAUGGACUCACCAGACGCGGAAAUAUUUCGUUCGAAUCCCGAUGGAGCACCAGGUAUCUGCGUCUACGACCCUAGCAAGCCUUUGGAAGGUUUGUUGCCUUUUGGAUUCGAGGGUGCCCAGAAGUUGAAAGAACUAUUUUCCGAGAUCUCUCAGCAACCAUGGGAGAAUGAAGAAACACAUGAAGCAAAUCGUACCUUCGACACAGGGGAUCUUCUGGUCUUCCAAGCCCGUCCAGGACUACCACAUUCAGGUGGCUCUACAUUCAUGGGAAAACUUCGACUUGCCAUCGAGAAAGCUUCCCUUGCUGAGGGACUCAUUGAGCAAGACUUGAAUCACUUGUAUCUUUGGGUGACAGACUUUCCCAUGUUCACCCUCGAAAACGGCAGCGAUCCUGGGCAAGGAGGUAAAGCAGGGUUCUCAGCCACGCACCAUCCGUUCACUGCCCCAAAAACAGCCAAAGACGUCGAUUUGUUACUAUGGAAACCUCUCGAAGCAAAAGCCGACCAUUACGAUCUCGUUGUUAAUGGUGUUGAGUUGGGCGGGGGCAGCCGACGUAUCCAUAACGCUGAGAUGCAGGAGUUUAUCAUGCGCGAUAUUCUCAAGAUGAGUGAAGAACGCAUCAACGACUUUGCACAUCUCAUCGAGGCUCUGCGUGCAGGAUGUCCUCCUCAUGCAGGUUUAGCCAUAGGAUUCGAUCGACUGAUUGCGGUCAUGACUGGCCGGGAAUCAGUCAAGGAUGUGAUUGCAUUCCCCAAAAGCUCUAAAGGCGAGGACAUGAUGGUCAAAAGUCCUGCAGUGAUUAGACCCGAAGAAUUGAAGCGAUAUGGUUUAGAACUGAGGGAUGCCUCUACUGAAACCCUGUGAACGACAAGGUUGAGUAUUUACAGACGUAUUGUUGUAUGAAUAGUGUUAGAGAUGAAAGGUGUAUAACAUUUGUAUGUAUUGCAUGUCAGAGGCGUCCUGGAUGAUCUGACUUGGUGGGACAUACCCCUCUCCGUUUUGUCAUGUUGGGGUCUGUACAUUCGAAGGAGUAUAUAGAAAGGACACAUUCAUGUAUAGAAUAUCAUGAGAUUAUGGCAAUACAUGUCACACUCAG
This is a messenger RNA of Mollisia scopiformis, 2417 nucleotides long. Its product is annotated as aspartyl-tRNA synthetase. Lineage: Eukaryota; Fungi; Ascomycota; Leotiomycetes; Helotiales; Mollisiaceae. The record is from RefSeq and is a predicted model, not a curated record. The coding region runs from base 38 to 2185 and encodes 715 amino acids. Gene Ontology annotation, molecular function: ATP binding; aspartate-tRNA ligase activity. Gene Ontology annotation, biological process: aspartyl-tRNA aminoacylation. The transcript has 4 exons. Gene Ontology annotation, cellular component: mitochondrion; cytoplasm.